ACGGGGCUGCAGCAGCCCCGGGUGUGGGGCGAGCCUCGAGGGGCUUUGUCUGGGACCGUAGGGCAGAGGCCCCGGAACUGGGUGCUCCCAGGUGUUGGUGGUUGUUGGUUGUAUUUAGACCGUUUGGUAGGUCAAAGAGGUUUGCAUUCCUUGUAGAGAAAUCCCCCUUUUUCUAAGUUGUGGGGUUUUUUCUCCUAGCUGUGUUUCUAUUUAUUUUUGCUGCUGUUUUCUAUUUCUGUUUGGAGGUGUGAGGUAACGGAGGCAGAGGAUUCCCGCCUGUCAGGGUAGCAUGGACCGACCUUAGCUGGCUGCUGUGCAGCUCAGCCUUGUGUGCCUCAGCAGUGCUCCCUCCUGCAGGGUCUCCUACUUGGAAAACUUUCACUUCAGGACUCUGCGAACUCAUAAUCACAAGUUGUCAUCCUUCUAGCCCUUUGCCUAUCGAAGGUUCCUGAGGCCGAUGGAAGACAGCAGUAACUGAGGUGGACUAAGGUUGGAAUGUAGGCAGGGAUUGGAGCCUUUGGGAGCUAUGCUUAGACAGAAAGGGAGAGAUUGGGGCACAGAGGUGCCACAGUGCCCAGGACUCCUCCUGCUGAACCGAAGUUGAUGAGGAAACAGUUAAUUCCUGCUCAGUUUUGCACAGGAAAUGAGCCUUCCUCUGUGCCCGGGCUUUGGGCUUCCCCAGGGGGUGUAACAGAGCCCUGAGGGGGCCUUCUGCAAGGAGAAUUGGCUUUGGAGGCUUGUGCUUGAAACUUGUCCAAUGAGUCUGAGACGCCCAAGCACCAUUAAUUUUGGAGGAAAAAGAUGGAGUAUUGCAUGCUGGGAACAAGUGCUUUCCAUAAGGUACAGCAGCAGCUCAUGAUGCCCCGUAAAGCUUUUCUUUCCCAGAAAGAAAAGCAGGCUCGUGCCAGGGAAAGGGAUAUGUUAAAAAAGAGGAGGAGGCGACAAGACUAUCUCAAAAGAAGCGUGGAGCCGCAGAAAAAUACAGAAACAAUAAAAUGGCACAGGGAUGAUGAGAAGAGGAGAGAAAAUGAGCAAGUUAAGGACAAAGAUAUCAAGAAGCGGUGGAGACAGGAUGAGAGAGAACGACGAAAGAAUGUGGACGCUAUGAAUUGGCACAGGGAAGAGGAGAAGAGGGAAAAUGAGCGAGAAACUAUGUUCCAACUUCCUGUCAACAACCUUGGCAGUUUAAGAAAGGCCCGGAAAACUGUGAAAAAAAUACUUAGUGACAUUGGUUUGGAGUACUGUAAAGAACAUAUAGAAGAUUUUAAGCAGUUUGAACCUAAUGACUUUUAUUUGAAAAACACCACAUGGGAGGAUGUGGGACUGUGGGACCCAUCGCUUACAAAAAACCAGGACUAUCGGACAAAGCCCUUUUGCUGCAGUGCAUGUCCCUUCUCCUCGAAGUUCUUUUCAGCCUACAAAAGCCACUUCCGGAAUGUUCACAGCGAAGACUUUGAGAACAGGAUCCUGCUCAACUGCCCCUACUGUACCUUCAAUGCGGACAAAAAGACUUUGGAAACGCACAUUAAAAUAUUCCAUGCUCCCAAUGCCAGUACACCGAGUGGAGGCAUCAGCACUUUCAAAGAUAAAAACAAACAUGAGAGCCUUAAACCCAAGCAGGCUGACAGUGUGGAACAAGCUGUUUAUUACUGUAAGAAGUGCACUUACCGUGACCCGCUCUACGAAAUCGUUCGAAAGCACAUUUACAGGGAACAUUUUCAGCACGUUGCUGCUCCUUACGUAGCCAAGGGAGGCGAAAAGUCCCUCAAUGGUGCAGUUCCCUUGAGCUCCAGUGCCCGAGAGGAGGGGGGUAUCCACUGCAAACGAUGCCUUUUCAUGCCGAAAUCCUACGAAGCUUUAGUCCAGCACGUGAUCGAAGACCACGAACGGAUCGGAUACCAGGUCACGGCAAUGAUAGGUCACACCAACGUAGUGGUUCCGAGAUCCAAACCUUUGAUGCUAAUAGCUCCCAAACCCCAGGAUAAAAAGCCUAUGGGACUCCCUCAGAGGAUGGGUGCCCUCUCUGCCGGCAGCGUCCGCUCGCUCUCCUCACAGCAGAUGAUGAACAGACUCACUAUACCAAAGCCCACGUUAAAUUCUGCAGGAGUCAAUAUGAUGUCAAAUGUUCACCUACAGCAGAACAAUUAUGGGGUUAAAUCAGUACCCCCCAGUUACGUUGGUCAACCAGGGGGGAGGCUCAGCCUCAGUGGCAACGCAGCUGUUUCUCUUUCCCAACAAUCACAAAGCAUGAAACAGUUUUCAGCGAGUGGCAAUGGAAGGCCUUACACUCUGGGAGGGGAGCAGAGGUCCCAGGCCUCAGCCAGGUACUCGCUGCAGUCUGCCAACUCCUCCUCGCUGUCGUCGGCGCAGCUCAAACAGACGUCGCUGUCGCAGUCCCAGGCAGCAUCCAGAGCUCUGGGUCAGUCUGGCUCCAAAUCCCCCGUGGCUGCUACAGGCCCUUCUGCUGUCAACACCUCAUCCACGCAGAAGUGGAAAAUCUGUACAAUCUGCAAUGAGCUGUUCCCCGAAAACGUGUACAGCGUCCACUUUGAGAAGGAGCACAAGGCCGAGAAGGUGCCUGCGGUGGCCAACUACAUCAUGAAAAUCCACAACUUCACGAGCAAAUGUCUCUACUGUAACCGCUACCUGCCCACGGACACGCUGCUCAAUCACAUGCUGAUCCACGGGCUGUCCUGCCCCUACUGCCGCUCCACCUUCAACGACGUGGAGAAGAUGGCUGCCCACAUGCGCAUGGUGCACGUGGACGAGGAGAUGGGACCUAAAACUGACUCCACCCUCACCUUUGAUUUGACAUUGCAGCAGGGCAGCCACACGAACAUACACCUCCUUGUCACCACCUACAACCUGCGGGAUGCCCCUGCCGAAUCCGUAGCCUACCACGCUCAGAACACCCCCCCGGUCCCCCCAAAACCGCAGCCCAAAAUCCAGGAGAAAUCUGACGUACCUGUCAAAAGUUCUCCACAAGCAGCAGUGCCCUACAAAAAAGAUGUGGGGAAAACUCUGUGUCCUCUGUGCUUUUCAAUCCUAAAAGGCCCCAUCUCUGACGCACUGGCACAUCACCUCCGGGAGAGGCACCAGGUGAUUCAGACGGUUCACCCCGUGGAGAAGAAGCUGACCUACAAGUGCAUCCACUGCCUGGGCGUGUACACGAGCAACAUGACGGCCUCCACCAUAACGCUGCACCUGGUGCACUGCAGGGGCGUGGGCAAGACCCAGAACGGGCAGGACAAAGGGACAUCGUCCCGGCUGGGCCAGUCCCCGGCGGCCGCGCCGCUGAAACGCGCCUACGAGCACAUGGAGUUCCCCCUGAUGAAGAAGAGGAAGAUGGAUGACGAUGACUCCCCCUCUGCCUUUGAGGAGAAGCCUGAAGAACCUGUAGUUCUAGCACUAGACCCCAAGGGUCACGAAGAUGAUUCAUACGAAGCCAGGAAAACAUUUCUCACAAAAUAUUUCAAUAAGCAGCCCUACCCCACUCGGAGAGAGAUCGAAAAGCUGGCAGCCAGUUUGUGGCUCUGGAAAUCUGACAUCGCAUCUCACUUCAGCAACAAAAGGAAGAAGUGUGUCAGGGAUUGUGAAAAAUACAAACCUGGGGUGCUGCUGGGCUUCAACAUGAAAGAGCUGAAUAAAGUCAAACAUGAGAUGGAUUUUGAUGCUGAAUGGCUGUUUGAAAACCAUGACGAGAAGAAUUCCAGGGUCAAUGUCAGUAAGACUGUUGAUAAAAAAAUCAGCUUAGAAAAAGACAAUGACAGUUCCUCAGACAGCUACGAAAACCUAGAGGAGGAAUACAGCGAGAGCCGCAGUCCCUUCGGGCAGCGUGUCUCUGACAUGGGUGGGAAGCCCUCGACAGACAGCACAGUGCAGGACCCCCAGGACAGCUUAGCCAAGGAAAUCAUGGAAGAAAACACACUACAGUCUCCAGAGAAGGCUGAGCAAAAACAAGAGGAAAGCUCUAAAUACGAAGAGAUGAUUGCUGCUGAAGAGCCAACAAAACUGGUGGGUGGCGUUUCAGACAGUGAAGGUGAUCAGGAUGAGCAGGAUGAUGCAGUGGAAUGGAAGGAUGGAGCUUCCCAGUCUGAAAGCGGGCCCGGUUCCCAGCAGGUUUCGGAUUUUGAAGAUAACGCAUUGGAGGUAAAACCAGAAGUGUGGACAGAUGAAUCUUCCCAAAGCGAAGAUGCCGGGAGCAGUAAACCCACUGUGGAGGCCAAGGGGGGUGGAUCUGAAAGUGAUGAAGAACAGUCAAAGUGGAAGAAUCGUUCCUAUGGAAAAGUAGAAGGGUUUUGGUCCAAGGACCAGUCGCAAUGGAAAAACGCCUCCGAGCUGGAGGAGAGCCUGGCCAGCGAGCAGAUGGAGUGGCAGAGCAGCACAAUGGACAGCGAGGACGGUGAGGGCUUUGGGGCCGUGGGGGCCGAGCCCAUGCACGGCAGCCUGCCCGGGGUGGAGCUCAGCAGCCAGCAGGCGUGAGCGGCUCUGCCCCGUGUGGCACUGCCCGGGCACUGCUGCCCUGCCAGCUGCUCCUGCUGCCCGGGCUCAUGUACAGAUCUGCUGGCCCAGGGGCUGGGAGCUCCUGCUGGGAUGAGCACAGUAACUUAAUGUGAAAAUGGAUACGCUGGUGGCUCCAGAAUGCACACAGAGAAAAGCAGAGGAUUAUUUUUUCUGCAUUUUCGACCCUCCGUUCACCUUGUCCAUGUUGAGUUGUGUCUUUCCAAGAGGCCCCUCUCCGGUAGCGCCGUGCCAGCGACCCGGUGCCCUGUAUAGCAGACUCUGGGGAAAUGGAGUUUUCAUGUAUCAUUCUGAAUAGUUGAAAUGUAUAUUUGUACAGUCUUUUAGACCUAUUCAAGUGAAGCUUAUGGAACUGUUCUUGUGUACCCAUCAUAGAUCUGUUUCUCUUUUUUAGUGUUGCCCUGCUGUGUAAUAAAUGCUGUAUCUAGUUUCCCUAGCAAAGCUUGAGACUGCUCUAGUAUGAAUUUUGACAGACUUAGUUUUUGCACAUAACCUUGUACAAUCUCCAACCAGAGGCCAGCAACAUAAAAAUAUAUCUGGGCUCUGUUGUAUUAUAGAAUUUUCUUGUUCUGAAUAUCCUUGACAUGACAACUGAUGACAAACAUAUUUCAGAGCCAUUUUCUGAAAUCUUUUAAGCUAAAAAAGAAAAAUCACAUGCAAGAAACAAGUUUGCAGCUACUAAUUUUGACACCUUUUAGAUCUGUAUAAAAGUGUAUUGUGUUGAAGCAGCACACUGAGACAAAGUGCUGGGUUUGGAUAUUUAGUUUUAUCUUUAGUUAACACCAACAAGGUGUUGUAUUCAUUUAUACCAUCUAAUAUAUGACACACUGUUGUAGUAUGUAUAAUUUUGUGAUCUUUAUUUCCCUUUGUAUUCUUCAUUUAAGCAUCUAAAUAAAUUGCUGUAUUGUGCUUAAUGUAAA
Serinus canaria (Common canary) is the source of this 5441-nucleotide messenger RNA. RefSeq names its product activity dependent neuroprotector homeobox (gene ADNP). Gene Ontology annotation, molecular function: DNA binding. Gene Ontology annotation, cellular component: nucleus. Bases 802 to 4482 code for a protein of 1226 amino acids. NCBI's taxonomy places the organism in Eukaryota, Metazoa, Chordata, Aves, Passeriformes, Fringillidae. The transcript is spliced from 9 exons. Gene Ontology annotation, biological process: regulation of gene expression. The record is from RefSeq and is a predicted model, not a curated record.